Molecule: messenger RNA, 627 nt
Organism: Rhizoctonia solani
Lineage: Eukaryota; Fungi; Basidiomycota; Agaricomycetes; Cantharellales; Ceratobasidiaceae
Product: homeobox domain protein
Exons: 2
Coding region: 1-627 (208 amino acids)
Biological process (GO): regulation of transcription by RNA polymerase II; cell differentiation
Molecular function (GO): DNA-binding transcription factor activity, RNA polymerase II-specific; RNA polymerase II cis-regulatory region sequence-specific DNA binding
Source: RefSeq, a predicted model, not a curated record
AUGUCGUCGCACACGCUCGUUGUUAACCGCACCCCGGUCCCCUACUCGCCUACUGGCAGGCAUCCGUACAACGGUUUCCGUAACACGCAAAGUACUCACUACCCUCGAGCCUUUUGCCACUACACUCCGGUAGCUUCCGCGUAUACCUCUUCUGCUCAAAUGGUGGUCACCCUCGAUGGAGCCCCUUCCCUGCGCCCUUCGGUCAAGUCACGAAAACGGGUAACUCCCCACCAGCUCAAGCACCUUGAGCGUGUGUUUGCCAGUGAAACACAUCCAUCGAGAGGCAGCCGUGAAGAACUUGCUCGUGAACUUGGAAUGGAGCUCAAAUCCGUCACAAUCUGGUUCCAAAACAAGCGCCAGUCAAUCAAGCGCAACGUGCUCACCAACGGCGGCCCCAGCCGCACAUCUUCUACGUGUGAUGACUCUAUGUCCGAGGGCCGCUCGUCGCCUCCACUCUGUUGGUCGAGCUCCGAGUCUCAAGCCACCGACUCGAAACCCGCAACGCCUCGUGACGAAAACGACCUCAAGUUUGAUGAGGAUGAUGUUCACUACAAGGAGACACUCGCCGCUCAGGCACUAUGCGACCUCCUUCUCAGUGCUCCGCGAUGCAAUACUCCCUCUACAUGA